AUGUGUCGUCCCGUCGUCGCCGCCACGAAGUUCAUCGGCGUUGGCUCGCUAGGUCUAUUAACUGGCGUCUCAUUUGGCGCUUCCUUUGCGACCAUAAAAUCCUUAUUAACUCUUCCAUCGGCUCCCGCUGCACACCGCUCUUUCACACAUCUAACAACCACCCUUUCAACGCUCACUACGCCAUUGACAUACCUAACCACCGUCUCCUUCUUAACCGCCUACUUAUUCUCACCAUCCUAUAAACGACAUCCGUAUCUUCUCAUCACCGCUAUGUUACCGGUAUUAAGCAGUGGAUAUGCUAGUAUAGUGUUAUCGCCCAAGACGAACAGGAUGGAGAAGUUGAUUGAGGAUAAUGGAGAAAAAGGUGUUAAUGGUGAAGAACUUAGAGAUGGGAUGUUGGAUUGGGAGAGGGCUUAUUGGGGGGUUGUCGCUGCGAGGGGUCUUGGGUUUUUGAUGGCUGUUGUCGGGAUUUGGGGGGAUGGUGCUUGA
Orbilia oligospora ATCC 24927 is the source of this 489-nucleotide messenger RNA. RefSeq lists its product as uncharacterized. Gene Ontology annotation, cellular component: mitochondrion. NCBI's taxonomy places the organism in Eukaryota, Fungi, Ascomycota, Orbiliomycetes, Orbiliales, Orbiliaceae. The record is from RefSeq and is a predicted model, not a curated record. Gene Ontology annotation, biological process: autophagy of mitochondrion. The transcript is spliced from 3 exons. The coding region runs from base 1 to 489 and encodes 162 amino acids.